UGGAUAUUGGUCCCAGAUUCAUAAAUAAAUAUAGCCAGGGUGGAUUUUCCCCACUUCCCUCCCCAAAAAGAACCCACCCCAGUGAGGUCAUUUCAAUGAGAGUGAAGGAGGCGAUCAGACAAGGUCGACUUUUCUGGAGGAGACACAGCCUGCGAGUGGAGCGUGGUGCUGAAUUUAAUCUGCGUUCCCGAGCCUCUGGGAGAGCGCGGGAGAGACGCCGGAAUACAGCUCCAGGCCAGGGAAAAGCGAGGAAGCCUUGACCGGGCUCGUCGGAAGCCCGACUCCUUCCCCGGGCGAGCCAAGCGGAGGCUGCUGGAGACAUCGGAGCGUGACCACUGGGGUGGGAUCGGAAGAGGCGGCGGUACCUUGGAGAGCUCCGAGCAAACCUCCUUGCCAGGCGCGCCCGAGGAUUAGCCCAGCUGGCCGCAGCUGCGGCGGGCGGCGACUCGCCGGGCUCCAGCCCUCGGCCAACGGGAGGCUCCCUGUGUGCGAGGCUGCCUGGGGCUUGGGGGUCUCCUGCCCGGUGGCGGAGGAGAGGCGCCUUUGCCUUGGGCAUGCUCGGCCUCCCAGCUGCAGAUCUGACGCUUCGCCGCUAAGGAGGAGGAAGAAAAGUUUGGGGGAACCCGAGGGGGGGGGGAGGCGCUGGAGAGAAGGCGGAUGGUUUGUUUUCCGGGCUGAGCUGGAAGGAACGAUGACCCAGCGAGGAUGUGCACCAGCAGCCACACCAUUGGGAGCCUCUUGGUGCUCUCCGUGCUGGAGAUAGGGCUGGGGGUCUCCAGCGUGGCCGUGGGGGCGGUCAGUUUCAGCCUGGUCCUUGCGGAGCAUAAGCCUCAGCUGGGAGACUCUUCUCCGGUAUGGAGCGGGGUGUGUUUUCUGCUUUGUGGCAUAUGUGGAAUAUUGUGUGCCAAAAAAAAAUCUGGACUUGUCAUGAUCCUUUUUUCAGCCUGUUGCAUCUGCGGACUAAUUGGAGGAAUAUUAAAUUUUCAGUUCCUUCGUGCUCUGACAAAGAAGUCCUCCACGCUUUAUUCUUUGCAUCUUACUUCCAUGUCUCUUGCAUGCAUUGGAAUUGGAGGUUGCACACUUUCUUCCUGGCUCACUUGCCGGCUAGCCAGCUAUGAACAAAGGAGAAUGUUCUCCGAAAGGGAGCAUUCACUGCAUCAUUCCCACGAAAUGGCAGAGAAAGAAAUGACAGACAAUAUGAGCAAUGGAGGACCACAGCUGAUUUAUAAUGGAAGAGUGUACGAAAAGAUUUAAGAAGUUCAAGGAAAAAAUAUUUUUACGAUUUUCUUCAGGACAAACAAGCAGACACCAAGAGACUGAGAUGAAAUGGAAACAGUCUUGGCUUUUAUUGCUAGAAUUUCACAACUGCAGAACAGCACAGUUGCAUUUCCCUUUAGAAAUAUAUCUAAAAUUUCUCUCCCAAGGAUUUUGUGGAUAUACAGUAUUUAUUCACUCCACCUCUAUUCCUUUUUUCUUUUUGUCUGAAUAACUUUCCAGAAUUAUUAUAGCACUUGAAAUAGACUUUUCAGACUCUUUUUCUCAUGAAGACUUUUUUAAAAAAUCCCGUUUAAAUGGAGAGGGUUUAACCAGUAGAUCAUACAGUGGAGUCUGUGCAAAUUAUACUUGUUAAAAGCUUGCAUUACACAUGCAGAGUCCAAAUGAGUGAAAGAUGAGAGCGCUGAAAACAACACUGAUGUCUUUGUUUUGAAAGACAGAAUGCUUUAAGAAUUCCAUAAAUCAAAACCUCAACAAUGCCUUGUUGUAAAGAAAUUGUAAAUAUUUCC
This is a messenger RNA of Gopherus flavomarginatus (Mexican gopher tortoise), 1784 nucleotides long. RefSeq names its product transmembrane protein 196 (gene TMEM196). NCBI's taxonomy places the organism in Eukaryota, Metazoa, Chordata, Testudines, Testudinidae. The transcript has 4 exons. The record is from RefSeq and is a predicted model, not a curated record. Bases 706 to 1254 code for a protein of 182 amino acids.